Messenger RNA from Tricharina praecox, 2432 nucleotides. RefSeq lists its product as uncharacterized. Gene Ontology annotation, biological process: transcription by RNA polymerase III. The coding region runs from base 163 to 2274 and encodes 703 amino acids. NCBI's taxonomy places the organism in Eukaryota, Fungi, Ascomycota, Pezizomycetes, Pezizales, Pyronemataceae. Gene Ontology annotation, molecular function: protein binding. The record is from RefSeq and is a predicted model, not a curated record. The transcript has 3 exons. Gene Ontology annotation, cellular component: transcription factor TFIIIC complex.
GUUCCGAAUCCCGAUCCCGCAGGAACACCAGACGCUUGCCGAUUACCUUUAUAUUCUGCAGGGCCAAGGGUUCCUACAAUUUUCACGUGCCCACCGCGUCUUCUCCAAUCCAUCCACCCCACCACCAAGCAUCCCCCACUUCCCCACGCGCAAAAUCCCACAAUGGUCCGAAAAUCCGCGCGCGCCCGUAAGGUGAUAAGCUAUACCACCGACGCCUACAAAGGCCUGGACAGCGACGGGGAGCCUCCUCCCGCGCCCCCCGACUCCUCCUCCGACGAAGACUUCCAAGCCGGCGCCGGAGGCGACGAUCCCGCCGAAGACUCCGAUUCCGAGCCCUCCUCUCCCCGCGGCCGCUACGAAGACGAAGACGGCUCCGACGACUCCCUCGACGAGGAAGAAGAAGACUCCUACGACGACUCUGACGGCGGCCGCGCCCGUAAGAAGCGCACACGAACGCCGAAGACCUCGCGCACCACCGCGCCCUCGACCCCCGCCGGCGGCCCGCGCCCGACCGGCUCCGCGCCCGUCGUCCACAAAAAACAUGUGCGCACGGUCGCCAAUGGACUGACGGGUCGUGGGCGGCGGAAGACGAGGCUGCUGGCGGAGGGUGCGGCGCCAAAUGUCAUCCGUGCUCCUGAUCCUACCGUCAGGAUCACGUACAGACCCGGGUUUCAGAAGGCCACUGGGAAGAUGGAGCGGAUUACACAGGUCUAUGGUGAUGAGCCACAGGGUGUCGAGAUGGCUAUGUGCGUUAAGGAGAUGUAUAUCGCCACCCCGGCCGUGCCUGAGAGGGCGGGUUUGCAUCCUAGUCCGUUUUGGAAGGAGGGGGAGACGGUGGAGCUGGGCACUGGGAAUGGUGGGCAGAGGAUGGAGCCGUUGGGUCUAGAGGAGACAAUGGAGUUCAUGGGCCCGGAGGGAGAGCCGCUCAAGGCUGUGGUGGGUCCGAUCGGGAAGUAUCAGCGCGCGGUGUUCAAGAGGUUUGGAGUGUUUCCGCUUAGGAAGUAUGCACCCGAAAAGAAGGGCUAUAUAUUUAAUGUUGGCGGGCAGCCAUUGAGUAUGGAGUGGGCUACAAAUCGGCCGGAUGGUGACCAGUUCCUCGCCGUCUCACUCAUGAACCUGCCGGACAUCGCGAAGGAAAAUAACCCCGAUACAUCAGAGGAUCCCCCUGCAUUUUCCAGCCGGCCGUCCAAGUCGACGAUACAGAUAUGGCGGUUCCCCGUCCCUGAAGAAGGAACACCUUCGCCAGUUGUUGAACCUUCGGUUGUCAUGAUGCUCUGCCAUGAAUGGGGCCCCGCGAGGACUAUGAAGUGGUGUCCUGCUCGUAUGAGGUUCGAGGAUCCGAAGGUUCUUGGAUAUCUCGCUGCAGUCUUUGGCGACGGUACCGUCCGUGUGCUGAAAAUCGCCUUGCCGGAUAGCUACGAUGCUGAGAGUUGUGAUUUCUUGCACUUCACCACCCCCCUCUACACUUGCAUCCUGCCCGACGAAAUCCUCACGACGGUCAGCUGGAUAUCCCCCACGGCCCUCGUCGCCGGCAGCGCGAACGGUAUGGUCGGCUGCUGGUCCCUAAUACCUAGCCACCCCAACCCAGUGCCCUAUCACACCAUCUCCGUCCACCAAACCUACAUAACCGGCCUGACCACGUGCUUCCCCAGCUUCCCGCACCACAUAGUUACCAGCAGCAUGGACGGGUGCAGCCGGAUCACGUCCCUAAGCUGUACGGACCCAGACAGCGUCCCCAACAACCGCAGCCGGAUAGCGCCCGCCUGCAUCGCAUACGUGGACGCGAUCCAAUCCGGUGUGUCGGUGGAGGAAGGUACAUGGGUGAAAUUCUUCCCGGCACGCCGCUACUUCUCGAGCACGACAACGUGCAAGCACAACGGCGUAGUGCGGUCGCUCGCCAGCUCACUUCUACACACCUCGAUCCUCUCCGGCGGCACAGAGGGCGAAGCCGUCUUCUCCAACCCCGCAAGAAGAGUGUUCCACGGCAAGAUCAGGAAUUACACGCAGACGUGGUUCGGCGUCGAGUUUGCUGAGACGCUAGGGGCGGGGUCGCCGGCGCACGGAGGCUUGAUGAGGAUUACGGAGGGCUUCGCCCUAGAGGAGUGCGAGGAGAAGGCGAAGACUAAAGGUGGGCAGCAAUUGCUUACGACGGUUUUCCCCCAGCAGGUCUGUGUAGAGGCGGUCUGCUGGAAUCCGAAUCUGCGCUAUGGCGGAUGGGCGGCGGCCGCGAUGAGUUGCGGGCUGGUCAGAGUGGAGGAUGUGGCGCUUGACUAGUAGGUAUCAUACUUGGGGAUAUGGGUUGGGAAUAUGGACGUUGGGCUACAGUACUUCAUAUGGAGUUUUUGGGCGUGUUUAAUGAGAGAGAGAGAUAAUAUCAAUUUAUUGUCUAUGGCGACCAUCUUGUUUAAUGAGUGGGGGAGAAUGGAAUGGAG